Molecule: messenger RNA, 636 nt
Organism: Cokeromyces recurvatus
Lineage: Eukaryota; Fungi; Mucoromycota; Mucoromycetes; Mucorales; Mucoraceae
Product: Mss4-like protein
Exons: 5
Coding region: 12-518 (168 amino acids)
Biological process (GO): response to oxidative stress; protein repair
Molecular function (GO): peptide-methionine (R)-S-oxide reductase activity
Source: RefSeq, a predicted model, not a curated record
CGCCGCUUUUUAUGCUAUUUCGUUCUUUAUUAGUAGCAAGAAGAAGAUUAAAUUUCAAAACAUUAAAUUUUGUUAUUGAAGAAAAUCAUAAACAGACUUUAUUAAAACAGACUAUUUUAAAAAAAAGAAUAAUGUCAACUAAAUCAGAAGAUGAAUGGAGAGCUAUUUUAACACCCGAGCAGUUUCGAGUACUUCGUCAAAAAGGAACCGAGCGUCCCGGAAGUGGUGAAUAUAACAAAUUUAAUAAAAAAGGUGUUUAUCAUUGUGCUGGUUGUAAUGCGCCUCUUUAUGUUUCUGAUACAAAAUUUGAUAGUGGCUGUGGAUGGCCUGCAUUUUUUGAUGGUAUUCCUGGCGCCAUUGUUAGAUACGAAGAUAAUUCACAUGGAAUGCAACGUACCGAAAUAUGUUGUGCCAAAUGUGGUGGUCACUUAGGUCAUAUAUUCAAAGGUGAAGGGUUUAAUACGCCUACUAAUGAAAGACACUGUGUUAACAGUAUCAGUCUUCGAUUUCAUGAAUAAAUAAUCACAUAAACUGUGGCUUGUUUAUUUUCAUAAAACUAUCCAAUUAUAUUGCUGAUUCAAAAAAAUGAUUUAUAAAUAAAAUUUUUUUCAGUUUGCUAUGAAUCCUUCUUCCAUU